CUCCCUCUCACAGAGUUGAAGUUAAUUGAGGCCGGUAUCUUUGCUUUUGAGUUUUGAUUUCUUUCAUCACACUUCCGCCUUCAACUUCCCCUAUAAAUUCCUGCUCAAACCGCUUCAACUCCUCCACACCACACCAUUAUCAUCUUCAACUCCCAACUCUCUAUCCACACUCUCAACUUCCGAUUCUAUCGUUUUCUUUUUGUCUACUUCUUCCUUAUCUACCAGCAAUGGUGCAAUACGUGAGUUCCAGUUCUCUACUUCUCGCCGCCGUUCUGUUUAUGGUACUGCAGCCGUAUUGGGCUACUGCAGUUACGUACAAUGUGGUGAAUUUGGGUGCUAAAGGCGACGGUCGUACUGACUCCACUAAGGCUUUUCUCAAUGCAUGGGCUGCGGCUUGUGGCUCCGCCUCGCCUGCUACCAUUUACGUGCCGCCUGGGAGGUACUUGCUCCUCAAUGCGGUGUUCCGUGGCUGCAAGAACCAUGCUAUCACCUUCAGAAUUGAUGCAACGCUGGUGGCUCCCUCGGACUAUCGCGUUAUCGGCAACGCUGCAAACUGGCUAGCCUUCCAAGAUGUCACUGGCGUUUCCAUCAUCGGCGGGGUCCUCGACGGCCAGGGGACUGGUUUGUGGGCCUGCAAGAGGUCCGGCAAGAGUUGCCCCAGCGGCGCCACGACACUGGGACUUACCAAGUCCAACAACAUCCUCAUCCGUGGAUUAACAUCACUCAACAGCCAAAUGUUCCACAUUGUCAUCAACGGCUGUCACGUUGUGAAACUUCAGGGAGUGAGGGUCUCUGCCUCCGGCCACAGCCCAAACACCGACGGCAUCCAUGUACAGUUAUCGUCCGGGGUCACGAUCUUGGACACCCAAAUCAAGACCGGCGACGACUGCGUCUCUGUCGGCCCAGGCGCCACCAACCUGUGGAUCGAGAAUGUUGCCUGUGGACCAGGCCAUGGCAUCAGCAUUGGAAGCCUAGGCAAGGACCUCAAAGAAGAGGGUGUCCAAAAUGUGACAGUUAAGACGGUUACUUUUACCGGUUCACAAAAUGGGGUGAGGAUCAAGUCAUGGGCCAGGGCCAGCAAUGGGUUUGUUAAGCGUGUUGUUUUCCAACACAUACUCAUGGUCAAUGUCCAAAACCCCAUCGUCAUUGACCAAAAUUACUGCCCCGGCCACAAAAAUUGUCCUGGACAGGUUUCUGGAGUAAAAGUUAGCGAUGUAACAUACCAAGAUAUCCAUGGCACAUCUGCAAGUGAAGUUGCCAUGAAGUUUGAUUGUAGCUCCAAAAAUCCAUGCAGUGGGAUAAAACUAGAAGACGUUAAGCUCACUUAUAGGAACAAAGCCCCUGAAUCCUCGUGUGUCAAUGCAGGUGGGAUGGCUUCUGGAUUUGUCGAGCCCGCCAGUUGUUUGUAAUGAGGAAAAAAACAAAGAACAAGACAAAUUUAAGUAAUAGAAUAAUGAAAAAUAGGAAGAAAAUAUAUGGGGUGCAUUAGGGUGCCCAAAGGCCUAGCAUAAGAAAUAAUACCAGUUAAAUUAUUUAGCAUGGAGUGAUAGUGAAAUAGGCGACAGAAUUGUUGCUUGAGCCUGUGGCUGUGAUGAGCCCUUUGGGCUUCAUGCCUGGCCUUGCCCUAGUCAUAGUAGCUGCUCAACCCCCUUGUUGGGUGAUUGUUCCAACA
Vitis riparia (riverbank grape) is the source of this 1672-nucleotide messenger RNA. Its product is annotated as polygalacturonase-like. The transcript is spliced from 4 exons. Gene Ontology annotation, molecular function: polygalacturonase activity. The record is from RefSeq and is a predicted model, not a curated record. Gene Ontology annotation, biological process: carbohydrate metabolic process. Lineage: Eukaryota; Viridiplantae; Streptophyta; Magnoliopsida; Vitales; Vitaceae. The coding region runs from base 228 to 1409 and encodes 393 amino acids.